This is a messenger RNA of Bufo bufo (common toad), 2184 nucleotides long. RefSeq names its product hepsin (gene HPN). Gene Ontology annotation, molecular function: serine-type exopeptidase activity; serine-type endopeptidase activity. NCBI's taxonomy places the organism in Eukaryota, Metazoa, Chordata, Amphibia, Anura, Bufonidae. The record is from RefSeq and is a predicted model, not a curated record. The transcript is spliced from 15 exons. Gene Ontology annotation, biological process: proteolysis. Gene Ontology annotation, cellular component: membrane. Bases 387 to 1637 code for a protein of 416 amino acids.
CCAGUUGAAGGGUCAUUUUUCAUUUCCCAUCUGAUACAAGGAGCCCUCUUAUAAGGGGAAGAAUAGCUGCGUACUAUUUGCCCGAAUAUUCCUGAUCUACCCUACGGCUGGUUAGAUUGACUGAAGAAAACCACGACCAUUGACAAUCUGGGAGCUGAAGUACAUAGAAGUGAUCUGAAAUGAAGCAGUGGGGUGCAAGAUGACAUUGGGCCCUCUGGAUUUCAUCAACACCAGAUCCCAGUGGAAUGGUCUCCUCAGACCCCCGACCUCCUCGCCUGAGAUUUGAGGGGGAACAGGCAACAGAGAUCCAGUAAGUUUCAGGGUGUCUGGAUAUCUAGAAGGACGUAUUAUACAUUCUUGUGAUCUUACUUGACCAAUCCUCAGAAAUGAUACAGAAGGACGUGGGUAAAGGCUGUCUCUGGACCCCCCUGAGGAUUUUUGGAGUGACUAUCUUUAUUUUCAUCUCCCUGGCUGGAAUCGGGGUCACCAUUUGGGCCGUAGUGACGUAUGUACUGAAGAACGAGAACUCUAAUCUGUAUGCAGUCCAGGUGAACCCUCCAGAUCACCGGCUCACCGUAUACGAUGAACAAGGAAAAACAUGGCGGCUGGUUUGCUCUUCUUUAGCCAACGCAGAAGUGGGGAUGCUAAGCUGUGAAGAGAUGGGCUUUAUCAGGUCCAUGAGCCACCAGGUGCUUUCAGUGGAGAUCGCAGGAGCGAACGGCACUUCAGGGUAUUAUUGCAUUCAGACAUCUCUGUUAGGCAUCGCCAAAAGACUUCAUGAUGUGCUGACCGUCUGCGAGUGUCCGAGUGGUCAUUUUCUCUCCGUUCAGUGUCAAGAUUGCGGACGGAGGAAGAUGGCCGUGGACAGGAUUGUGGGGGGACAAGAUGCCGCACUUGGUCAGUGGCCAUGGCAGGUCAGCUUACGGUACGACGGGACCCAUCUCUGUGGUGGCUCCUUGAUAUCCAGUGAGUGGAUCCUCACCUCGGCCCACUGUUUUCCAGAGAGGAACCGCGUGGUGAGUCUUUGGAGCGCGUUUGCUGGGGGCGUAUCGCAUGUCUCCUCCCGCGGAUACGUGCAUAGUGUGAAGAGUGUUAUAUACCACGCCGGAUACUUACCCUUUAUAUACACAGACAGUGAAGAAAACAGCAACGACAUAGCCCUGGUGCAUCUGCUCACCCCGCUCACACUUACAGAGUACGUUCAGCCGGUUUGCCUUCCUGCGCUGGGUCAGCAGAUGGUAGAUGGAAAAGUGUGCACGGUUACCGGGUGGGGUAACACUCAGUAUUAUGGUCAACAGUCGGACAUCCUGCAGGAAGCAUCAGUGCCUAUAAUAAGCAGUGCUGUCUGUAAUCAACCAGAAUAUUAUAACAAUCAGAUCACUGGGAAGAUGUUCUGCGCUGGAUAUCCCGAGGGUGGGACUGACGCUUGUCAGGGAGACAGCGGAGGCCCUUUCGUUUGUGAAGAUACCAUCUCCCGCACUUUAAGGUGGCGCCUGUGUGGAAUUGUCAGCUGGGGGAUAGGCUGCGCUAUGCCAAACAAACCUGGGGUAUAUGCCAAGGUGGAUCAAUACCAACACUGGAUUUACAGAGCCAUGAAGACCAAAUCUGAAGAGACUGGAAUUCUUGAGAUGCAGUGAAGAAAGAUCAAGCUCUACAGUCUGUCGAGACAAGACAAUUCUGGACUCACGUCUGAUACAAGACGAACAUUUUUUAUUUUUUUUGCAGCAUCUGAAGAACUUUUAGUAAGCGCUAUGAGAGACUAAACCCUAGCCCUUGAUGUCUGUUCUCUUUCUUAUGCCAUGAUGAGAUGUCACUUCAUAAGCUGCUACAAUGUUACAACAUUAGUUACAAAGAACUCAGGUGUAUGAUUAAAUGUCCAUCCGCGGCCAUCGUCAAAUUUAGUAUCAGCUUGCGGUAAAAGCACGCAUACACUUUACCUAUAGUGAUAAAAAAUACUUUGGUACUAUGAUAGUGUUACUUUCAAUAAGGUUAGAUACUUUCUACAAAUUUAGUCAUCUUUUUUGGACUUUCUUCAAGGACUUUGUGUUUUAUAGGAGAACUUUGUCCUUUGUGUAGACGAGGGGAACUACAGAAAUUAAAAUAAUUGCAUCAAGUCAAGACAAGUCUUGAUGAAAGCUUGUCUCCUCUUGACUUGGUUGAGUGAGCUUAGUGGUUGGAUCUCAA